Sceloporus undulatus (fence lizard) is the source of this 2103-nucleotide messenger RNA. RefSeq names its product sirtuin 5 (gene SIRT5). Gene Ontology annotation, molecular function: protein-malonyllysine demalonylase activity; NAD+ binding; protein-succinyllysine desuccinylase activity. Lineage: Eukaryota; Metazoa; Chordata; Lepidosauria; Squamata; Phrynosomatidae. The record is from RefSeq and is a predicted model, not a curated record. The transcript has 9 exons. Bases 230 to 1168 code for a protein of 312 amino acids.
CCCUGCAGCGCGGCCUCCUGGCGGGGAGGGAGCAAGCCCGGUCCUGAGAGGCACUGCUGAGGCGGAGGAGGCAGUCGCAGGGCUUGGGCCUGGCGCUGAGGGGAGCCCGAGCAGGCAGCCCUCUCUCCCUCCCUUCCUUCCUUCCUUCCAGGAGGCAGGCUCUGGCCUGGUUUGGGAGUUGAGACGGCAGAGCGCCAAGGAGGAAGGAGCUGGCCCCCGUUAGUACCGUAUGGUGAUCCUGAUGAAUCUUUUCCACUCUGCUACGAGACGGUUGGUUUCCCAAGUAUAUUGUGGACUUAAACCUGCUUCUUCUAAGAAACAAAGGACCUGCUUUGAAAUGACGCGGCCCAGUUCAAAUGUUGCUGAUUUUCGAGAAGUAUUUGCUAAAGCAAAACAUAUAGCUAUUAUUACUGGGGCUGGUGUCAGUGCAGAGAGUGGUGUUCCAACCUUCCGAGGUGCUGGGGGCUACUGGAGGAAAUGGCAGGCUCAGGAAUUGGCUACUCCAGAGGCUUUUGCAAGAAAUCCUUCUAGGGUUUGGGAGUUCUAUCAUUACCGUAGAGAGCUUAUGUUUACUAAACAUCCAAACCCUGCACACAUUGCUAUAGCAGAGUGUGAGGCCAGGCUUAGCAAGCAAGGCAGGAGCGUUGUGGUCAUCACACAGAAUAUUGAUGAGCUCCACAGAAAAGCAGGAACAAAGCACCUCUUGGAAAUUCAUGGAAGCUUAUUCAAAACGCGAUGCACCAGUUGUGGAAAUGUAACAGCAAAUCACAAGAGUCCAAUUUGUUCUGCUUUGGCUGGGAAGGGUGCUCCAGAUCGUGAUGCAGAAGAUACCCGGAUUCCAGUGGAAGAGCUUCCUCGGUGUGAAGAAUGCAGUGGCCUCUUGCGCCCUCAUGUUGUGUGGUUUGGAGAAACUUUAGAUUCUGACAUCCUGACAGAGGUUGAAAAAGAACUUGAGAUUUGUGACCUCUGUUUGGUGGUUGGGACUUCUUCUAUAGUGUAUCCUGCUGCUAUGUUUGCUCCUCAGGUAUCUGCUAGGGGAGUGCCAGUCGCAGAAUUCAACAUGCAAAGCACUCCAGCAACAGACCGGUUCAGGUUCCAUUUCCCAGGCCCCUGUGGCACUACGCUGCCCCCUGCACUUGCUCGCCAUGAAACGGAGAUCAUCUCAUGAGCAUUGAUCAGAAGCACAAAGAAACAAACAGAACUGUUAAAUUCAACAGUGUGAAAACACUAGAAGGACUUUGAACCGGUAGAGGACACCUUGCUUGUUAUUCAGCAAUGGUAUCUGAACAUCUCACUGAACAAAAGAGAUCAUCGUUCUCCAUCUGAUUACCAGAAUGAGCAAAGCAAAAAAAUAUAUCAAGGACAUCAUUUUUGUUGGAACUAAAACAGUUUAUGUGAAGAGAGGGCCUACAUAUCCAAAUAGCGUAAUAACAAGAUAUUUGGGCUGCGGAGUAUCAGAUUAUGUCUUUAGUCAAUCUUAAACGUCAAGGGACUUUACCACAACUGUAUGCUUCACAGAAUGAUUUUUUGAAUGUAAAAUUCUGAGGGGAAAAUUACAGGAGUCAAUAACUAGAUGGUCAAAUGGCAGCAUUUAAUAAAGUCUACCCACAAGUAUCUUUGCAGAAAACUAAUAAAACAAAGCAGUUUUUCUCAAGAUGAUGGACACUAAAAUAUUCAGGUCUAAGACUGCAUUUAUUUCUAAUCCUUGCUGCUAUGUGACUUCAAGUCAUUUCUAACUUGUGGCAACUCUAAGGUGAACCUAUCACAGGGUUUUCUUGGCAAGAUUUGUUCAGUGGGGCUUUGCCUUUGCCCUGAGGCUGAGAUGAUAUGACUUGCCCAAAGUCACCCAGUGGGUUUCCAUGGCAGAGCAGGGAUCUGAAUAAGUGAUGAUCCAGUGCUCAAGCCACUAUAUCAUACUGGAUCUCAUUUCUGAUUGUAUAAGAGUCAUCGAAUGCCUAUAUGGAAUAGCAUCCACUUGCAUAGUAUAGAUGCCUUGUUCCUUUUCAAUUCUGGACUUGUUUGAAUAUAAUUCUGGGCUUACUUAUUAUAGUCUUUUAAUUUGCUGGUGUCAUUUUAAAAGGACAAAAAUAAAUUUAAAAGGUG